Brassica oleracea var. oleracea is the source of this 1468-nucleotide messenger RNA. RefSeq names its product exonuclease 3'-5' domain-containing protein 2-like. Lineage: Eukaryota; Viridiplantae; Streptophyta; Magnoliopsida; Brassicales; Brassicaceae. The transcript has 3 exons. The record is from RefSeq and is a predicted model, not a curated record. Bases 736 to 1200 code for a protein of 154 amino acids.
GAUUUCAAAUUAGCUAAUCGGGAACAAUAUGAUUGUCGUGAACGUGCUUGGAAACUUUGUAUAUGGAGAGAUCUGAUGGCACGGAUUCACGAUGAAAGCAGAGAAUUUGUGUUAUCUAAUGAGGUUAUGCUUAAAUUUGCUCGGAAAGUUCCAACCAUAUACGAUGUGUUUAAAUCAACCGAUGAUGCUGAUCAACGAAGAGGGCGGAAAAUUGAUGGGGUGUCGGCAAUUUUCCUGUGUCAUCAUGACGAUUACUUCAACCAGAUCAUAAGUGACAAGUCUGUAGCUCUUGAUACCGUUUUUCCACUUAUUCUUCAAAAGUGUCUGGGUAUGAAUGGAACGUGUGGGAUUAAUCUGUUGAAUUGUUCUCUUCUGGGAAAUUUCAGAAUUAUUCCUUUUUCCCCUCUCGUGAAAAAAAGUGGAAAACAAACUUCAAAGGUAUCACAGAUACCUAUACGCAAGCCUGACGUUGCUGUGUACGAGAGUGACGGAACGUUGAAGUUUUGGUGUAACCAUGGAAAAGGGCAGUGGUAUCUGAAGAUGGGGCUUGCAGAACAGACUCAAAUUCAUGGAGAAUAUGCUUUACAGUUGAAGACUGAAACUUUGGGUGGUCCUGAAAAGGUUGAGAAGAAAAAGGAUUUGUGUAAUAGUUGCGGCAAAGAAGGGAUCGAAUUGAAUCGUCACCGGAUAGUACCACCAUCAUACCGGAAAUAUUUCACAGAGACACUUAAUUAAAUGGAUCAGUCUCGUGAUAUGGUGUGGCUGUGUCAAAAGUGUCAGAAAAUUGCUCUAGAAGCUGGAGAGCGUUACAAGAAAACAAUGAGUUCAAGAUGUGAAGUCUCCCAAUCUUCUCAUCAGAAAAUGGUUGAAGCUAAAGAAUAUGUAAAUAUUCGAAGAGCUGCAGCAGCGCUUUUGGAUAGGCCGACCAUUCCAGAAUCUCGCCGUGAGGAAUACAUGGAGAUCGUAGAGAGGCAUUAUGGCCGAAGCAACCUUUCGCGCGAGGAUUUGGAAGGAGUUCGAAAGAUUGGGUUGAUGAGUUGUAAGGAAGAAAAAAAUGAAACAAGUGUAGAAAAACAGAUCAUUGAUAAUCUGUUAAAGAACUCCGGAGAAGAUGGAGUUAAAAGGUUUUGUGAAGAAUGGAAGCAACAGUUCGUGAACGAUCUUCAUCCUACAAAUUUACCUAGUGAGUGGGGCAUGUAACACUCACUUCACAAGGAUGUCUUCUUUUGUUUUGUGGUUAGUUUAGUCAAGAGUCGUUUGUGACUUUGACUUCAUCCUAGAAAUUUACCUAAAGGAUGUUUUUUUUUGUGUGGUUGGUUUAGUCAAGAGUCGUUUGUGACUUUGACUGUGAGCAUUUCAGCUCGUGCUCAUGAACUAAGUGUAUAUAGAUGAGAUUACUCCAGACUUUUGCUUUUGUUCAUUCAUUACCUGUUAUGUAGAGAUUUACUUUCGAGCAUACAUAAUGUGG